AUGGAUCCAGUCACUCAACAUCGCAUCUCGCAAUCCCCCGGAAUUCCUCGCCCCAGUCCUACCCGCUCUUACUGGCCAGUUCCACCUUCGAAUAUCUCUCAAUGGGGUGCUCAAGAUGUACUCCCUGAGAAAGCAGACAUUGUGAUUAUCGGGAGUGGGAUCACUGGAGCGAGCAUUGCUCGCACCUUGCUUCGAGAGCUCGGAGAGAACUCUUCUGAUGUUCGAAUUGUUAUGCUUGAGGCUCGAGAAGUCUGUUCUGGGGCUACGGCUCGUAAUGGUGGCCAUAUAACUCCAGCAUGGUAUCACCAGUACCCCGAACUGGUCAAGACUUAUGGCAAAGAAACUGCACAUGAGAUAAUAAAAUUCCAAGUCUCGCAUGUUCAUAAACUACUAUCAAUUGCGGAAGAGGAUGGUCUCCUUGAGGACAGCCAAUGUCGGCUCACAGACUCAUUUGACGCUUACGUAGAUCGUACUAGAUUCGAAAUCGCUCGUGAAAACUAUACAGAAUAUAGGAAGGAAGAAGAACUUUCCUCUCUCCAUCAAGUCACCCGGCUUUACGAAGACAAGGAACAACUGCAAGCUCUUCAACUAAGCUCCUCAUUCAGUGGAGUUAUUGGGACAGUAUUUGGUACCAUGCAUGCCUACCGCUUCGUAACAGGCAUCCUCUCGCGUCUUCUUAAAUCCCAUACUGCAAAUUUUCAAAUACUCGCAAAAACUCCCUGUAUAUCAAUCACCGCAGCGUCCUCAACCUACGUUAUAGAAACACCAAAGGGUACCAUCAGAUCUGCUCACAUUGUACAUGCUACAAACGCGUGGACGUCCCAUCUUCUCCCUGGCUUCCGUCGAAAAAUUGUUCCUCUUCGCGGAGAAAUGACAUCGCAACGUCCUGGGACUGGUCUAGGAUUCGGCCAAAUCCCCCCGUCUUUGUCGACUACACCAUCAUCUAGUUCGAACUGGCAAGGCUCGCGGACGUUCAUCUUUUACACAGGUGGCAAAGACGGUAUUUUUGAUUACCUGACACAACAAAUGCAACCAUGCAAAGUGUCGUCGGCAUCAAAAUAUCCUCUUCCUCGAACUGAACUCAUGUUUGGAGGAGGCCUUGCUUUCAAUCCCGAACUUUUCUGCGCUCAACUCGGGAACACCGAUGAUACACAAAGUAUCCCUGAGCUAAGCACAUAUCUAUCUAGUGUCCUUCCUUGUUACUUUGGCGAAAACUGGGGGGAUGAUGCUGAGUCUUCUGAAGAAGAUGACAGACUGAACUGGGGAAAGGGUCGUACCAAGGCUUCUUGGAGUGGGCUCAUUGGACUAUCUGCUGAUUCUAAUCCUUGGGUGGGUCGGGUACCCGCUAGUCUCGCUGAAGGAAGGAAAUUAGAGGUAGACAAAUCCCAAGCAGGUUUAGCUGAUGCGGGAGAAUGGGUGUGCGGAGGCUACAGCGGAGAGGGCAUGGUAAAUGCCUGGAAGUGUGGAGCUGCUCUGGCCCACAUGAUUCUAGGGAGAUGUGAAUGUCCGGAAUGGCUUCCAGAACCUUAUACGGUAUCUUUAGAACGACAUGCGAAAGCAAAGCUGGACGAUGUCUUGCAAUCCUAUAUAUGA
Lentinula edodes (shiitake mushroom) is the source of this 1593-nucleotide messenger RNA. Its product is annotated as FAD dependent oxidoreductase. NCBI's taxonomy places the organism in Eukaryota, Fungi, Basidiomycota, Agaricomycetes, Agaricales, Omphalotaceae. Gene Ontology annotation, molecular function: oxidoreductase activity. Bases 1 to 1593 code for a protein of 530 amino acids. The transcript has 5 exons. Gene Ontology annotation, cellular component: cytoplasm. The record is from RefSeq and is a predicted model, not a curated record.